Aspergillus piperis CBS 112811 is the source of this 1034-nucleotide messenger RNA. RefSeq names its product A4/G1 family peptidase. The transcript has 2 exons. Gene Ontology annotation, molecular function: glutamic-type endopeptidase activity. The coding region runs from base 240 to 1034 and encodes 264 amino acids. The record is from RefSeq and is a predicted model, not a curated record. Gene Ontology annotation, biological process: proteolysis. Lineage: Eukaryota; Fungi; Ascomycota; Eurotiomycetes; Eurotiales; Aspergillaceae.
CGUCGCAAAGUGUUCAUGGCGUUGCCUCUAGGAUGGUAUGAGGAAGAAUGAUGCCAUUAGUGAAGAGUGUUGACCUGAAUGAUACUGAGCCAAGAUCCAUCCUAUAAAUAUCAGGAUAAAUCUGCUGUUCUUCUCAACUCAUCUCCAUCGCACUACAACGUUCUUCAAGACAUCAAAGCUCAUUCUUCCAACGCACAAACACCUCUUCCCCGAGUUUCACUACAUACCGACUCAUCAAGAUGAAGUUCACUGCUGCAAUUGCUACUGCCAUCCUCGCCAGCGUUGCUGUCGCGGCUCCCGAGCGUGGCCUCGAGGCUCGCCUCAAGGCUCGCGGUACCGGCAAGGGAUCCCGACCCCUCCAGGCAGUCGCCAGACCUGCCUCGACCAAGAACCAGACCAACGUCGAGUACAGCUCCAACUGGUCCGGUGCAGUGUUGGUGGAGCCUCCUUCUGCCGCGGCUACCUACACUGCGGUGACCGGCACCUUCACUGUCCCUGAGCCCACUGGCAACUCUGGAGGCAGUCAGGCUGCAUCUGCCUGGGUUGGUAUCGACGGAGAUACCUAUGGAAACGCCAUUCUCCAGACUGGUGUUGACUUCACCGUGACCGAUGGAGAGGCCUCAUUUGAUGCCUGGUAUGAGUGGUACCCGGACUACGCCUACGACUUCAGCGGCAUCGACAUCUCUGCCGGUGAUGAGAUUGUUGCCAUUGUCGAGUCCUACACCUCGACCACUGGUAUUGCUAUCAUUGAGAACAAGAGCACCGGCCAGAAGGUCACCAAGGAGCUGUCAUCCAGCUCCAGCCUUGGAGGACAAAACGCAGAGUGGAUUGUGGAAGACUUCGAGGAAAAUGGUUCGCUCGUCGACUUGGUGGACUUUGGCACCGUCACCUUCACUGGUGCUGUUGCAAAGGCUGCGGGAGGCCAGAGCGUUGGCCUGACGGAUGCUACCAUCAUCGAGAUCGAGGAGAAUGGCAAGGUGGUCACUGAUGUUACCAUCGACAGCGCCUCCGAGGUUACCAUCACCUACGAGUAA